Molecule: messenger RNA, 3903 nt
Organism: Ceratotherium simum simum (southern white rhinoceros)
Lineage: Eukaryota; Metazoa; Chordata; Mammalia; Perissodactyla; Rhinocerotidae
Gene: TTI1
Product: TELO2 interacting protein 1
Cellular component (GO): cytoplasm
Source: RefSeq, a predicted model, not a curated record
GCGCUAGUUAGCGCGUCACUUCCGGCGAGGAGGAGGAGGCGGGAGAGUGAGGGAAAGGCUGGAAGACGAGCCUGCAGGAUGUUUCCUCAGUGAGAGGAAAGCUACUGCACAAUGGCAGUUUUUGAUACUCCCGAGGAGGCCUUUGGCGUCUUGCGUCCAGUCUGUGUCCAGCUCACGAAGACCCAGACAGUGGAGAACGUAGAGCGUCUGCAGGCACAGUUACAAGCCGUGAGUGACUCUGCCCUUCAGGAACUUCAACAGUACAUCCUCUUCCCUCUGCGAUUUACUCUGAAGACCCCGGGUCCCAAAAGAGAGCGCUUGAUCCAGAGUGUGGUGGAAUGCCUCACGUUUGUCCUCUCUUCAACGUGUGUGAAGGAACAAGAACUUCUUCAGGAACUCUUUUCGGAACUCUCUGCUUGUCUGUAUUCGCCCAACUCCCAGAAACCCGCAGCUGUGUCAGAGGAGUUGAAAUUGGCUGUGAUCCGGGGCCUGAGCACAUUAAUGCACUCGGCUUAUGGGGAUAUCAUUCUGACUUUUUAUGAGCCCUCCAGUCUGCCUCGUUUAGGAUUUGCUGUAUCUUUACUGUUAGGCCUAGCAGAACAGGAGAAAUCAAAGGAAAUGAAAAUUGCUGCCUUAAAAUGUUUACAGGUUCUACUCUUUCAGUGUGAUUGUCAGGACCAUCCGAGAUCCUUGGAUGAGCUGGAGCAAAAGCAGCUGGGGGAUUUGUUUGCUUCUUUUUUACCUGGAAUCUCAACUGCACUGACCAGGGUUAUCACAGGAGACUUUAAACAAGGGCACAGCAUUGUCGUAUCUUCCCUGCAGAUCUUUUACAAGACAGUGAGCUUCAUUAUGGCUGACGAACAGCUCAGAAGAAUCUCAAAGGUACAAGCAAAGCCUGCAGUGGAGCAUAGAGUAGCAGAGCUGAUGGUUCACAGGGAAGCCAAUUGGGUAAAAAAUACUGGCGACAAGUUGACUAUCCUUAUUAAAAAGAUAAUUGAGUGUGUUUCAGUUCACCCGCACUGGAAGGUGAGGCUGGAACUGAUAGAACUUGUCGAGGCCCUUCUUUUGAAGUGCAGUCAGUCACUGGUCGAAUCGGCUGGUCCCCUUCUGAAGGCUUUGGUGGGUCUGGUAAAUGAUGAGAGUCCUGAAGUCCAAGCCCAGUGCAGUAAAGUUCUGAGACAUUUUGCAGAUCAGAGAGUAGUGGUGGGCAACAGGGCCUUUGCUGACAUCUUGUCAGAAAACCUACAUUCCCUUGCCACAUCUCUUCCCCGCCUAAUGAACUCCCAAGACGAUCAGGGUAAAUUCUCUACUCUCUCCUUGUUACUCGGGUAUCUGAAACUCUUGGGCCCAAAAGUGAACUUUGUCCUCAACUCUGUGGCCCAUCUCCAGCGCCUUUCCAAAGCGCUCAUCCAAGUUCUGGAAUUAGACGUGGCUGACAUCAAAAUUGUUGAAGAGCGGCGUUGGAACUCUGAUCAUCUGAGUGCUUCUCCAAAGACUUCAGCUGCACGGCCAUGGAGUCAAGUCCAGAGGCGGUAUUUCCGCUUCUUCACUGACGAGAGAGUUUUCCUGCUUUUGCUGCAGGUUUGUCAGCUUCUUGGUUUUUAUGGGAACCUCUAUUUGCUGGUGGAUCACUUUAUGGAACUGUACCACGAAUCUGUGGUUUACCGGAAGCAAGCCGCCAUGAUCCUUAAUGAACUGGUUGCAGGGGCUGCUGGGCUGGAGGUGGAGAAUCUUCAUGAAAAACAUAUUGAAACAAGCCCCGAGGAACUGAGAGAGAUUGUGACAUCUAUACUUGAAGAAUACACGAGCCAAGACAACUGGCAUUUGGUCACUUGUAUCGAAGCUGAAGAAAUGGGAGAGGAGCUAACAGUGAAGCAGUCAGGCCUCCAGGCUAUCACAUCUGGUGCCCAUACCUGCCAAGUUACAUCUUUUCCAGCCGUCUCAAAGCCCAGUCCCACUAUUUGCUCCAUGAACAGCAACAUCUGGCAAAUAUGCAUCCAGUUGGAAGGGAUUGGCCACUUUGCAUAUGCACUAGGAAAAGACUUUCGUUUGCUCUUGAUGUCAGCCCUCUAUCCAGUACUGGAGAAGGCUGGAGACCAAACCCUGCUCAUUAGUCAGGCUGCUACCAGCACCAUGAUGGACAUUUGCCACGCUUGUGGCUAUGACUCCCUGCAGCACCUGAUCAAUCAAAAUUCAGACUAUUUGGUGAAUGAGAUCUCUUUAAAUCUGCGUCAUCUGUCUCUGCACCCCCAUACCCCAAAGGUCUUGGAAGUCAUGCUGCAGAAUUCAGAUGCUAGCCUGCUUCCUUUGGUGGCAGAUGUGGUUCAAGAUGUCUUGGCCACUCUGGACCAAUUCUAUGAUAAGAGAGCUACUUCCUUUAUCAGUGUUCUGCAUGCCCUACUGGCAGCAUUAGCCCAGUGGUUCCCAGACACAAGUGAUCUUGGGCAACUCCAAGAGCAAAGUAUAGGGGAGGAGGGAAGUCAUUUGAGCCGAAGACCAGCACAUCUUGAGAAAGGACUUGAGAAUACCACCACAGCCGAAGACAUUGAGCAGUUUUUGCUGAACUACCUCAAGGAAAAGGAUGUAGCAGAUGGAAAUGUCUCAGAUGUUGACAAUGAAGAAGAGGAGCAGUCAGACCCUCCCAAAUUGGACGAGAAUGACAGUGGUCCCGAUGUGCAGCCACCGCUGCCAGUGCAGAUCCAAAUAGCCGUGGACGUGAUGGAGCGCUGCAUCCACUUGUUGUCAGAUAAAAAUCUGAAAAUCCGCUUGAAGGUCUUGGAUGUGCUGGAUCUGUGUGUGGUAGUUCUACAGUCCCACAAGAACCAGCUCCUUCCCUUGGCUCAUCGAGCCUGGCCCUCGCUUGUGCACCGACUCACAAACGAUGACCCCCUGGCGGUGCUCAGAGCCUUCAAGGUUUUGCGUACCCUGGGAGGCAAGUGUGGCGAUUUUCUAAGGAGCCGGUUCUGCAAAGAUGUCCUGCCAAAGCUGGCUGGCUCCUUGGUCACCCAGGCUCCCGUCAGUGCCAGGGCUGGACCGGUUUACUCCCACACGCUGGCCUUCAAGUUGCAGCUGGCCGUCUUGCAGGGCCUGGGCCCCCUCUGCGAGAAACUGGACCUAGGUGAGGGUGACCUGAAUAAAGUGGCGGAUGCCUGCUUGAUUUACCUCAGCGCCAAACAGCCCGUGAAAUUACAAGAGGCUGCCAGGAGCGUUUUCCUCCACUUGAUGAAGGUAGACCCGGACUCCACCUGGUUCCUCCUGAAUGAACUUUACUGUCCCACAAAGUUCACACCCCCACAUCCCAGCCUCCACCCUGUGCAGCUGCGGGGGGCCACUGGGCAGCAGAACCAAUACUCCACGAACGUGCUCCGCCUGCUCCAGGAGCUGCCGUGACCCCAUCCCUCUCCCACAGGCAAGCAGGCGCCAGAGGAGGUCACCUCCCCCUCUUUCCCUUCCUAGGGUGUGGGGCAGCAGCAGCAGAGAAGACUUCGAAGGUGGGUUAGACAACAGAUCAAUUUAUAAAUUGAUCGAUCACACAAAUGCUUAGAAAUUGGAUUGAAGGAAAGUAGCUGACUGUUCUUUAUAUUUCAUACCUGGUGUUUCCAAAUGACAUUGUCUGGCAGCUCUAAGGGCUUAACUCCUUAGUUUACCACCUCUGCGGCCCCAGCUGCCUCACAGCCCUCCCCACACCGGAGAGCUUAAGGACGCGUGGGCCUGUACUCCACAUCAUGUGUGUCCUCCGAGUGCCUGAGGACCACGAGGAAGUAUCAGCAUCUGAGUCUUCAGAACGGCCCUGCAUCACAGACACACCUCCCUCCCCUCGAAUGAUGAGACAGAACUGACGCGUUGCACCUAGCCUGUUCUUUGGAAGAAAAUGAAAUAAAGGCACUUCUUGGAUGAAAAGUA